AAGCAGAUAUGCAGGGGGAAUUGCAAGUGUAUGGAGGCCGGUUCUCCGGCUGGCAGCAGCGGGUCUGUUGGAUCGAUGACCAGACGCUUGUAUGCGCCCCAUCAGCAAACGCAAAGCCCACGUUGAAGAUGGACUUACAAGGCGCACAAAUUGUGGAGGCCAGCAACCGCAACCUCUCCAACGCAUUUGAGAUCACGACCAAAGGGAAGACGCUGUCUGUGCAGGCUCCAUCGCGAACAGACCUGGACAAGUGGUACGAUGCCAUCCGCAAGGCCGCCAAGUCAUGUAUCGACUGCACCCAUCACCGCUGGUACUGUCGCCCCAGCAAGCGCACCCACCUGUGUGGCGCGUGCCAGCGCAACUGUGGCGGUAUUGGCCAGAAACCGCUCGUCUGCGAAGCGUGCCGGCUGUGGGUGCACAAGGGCUGCAUACACGAUGUGCAGCAGCCCUGCAAGUGGACCAUCUACGAGAGCAUCCCAGAGGAGUUUCGCUUCGAGAGCGACAUCUGCCACCAGUGGACCGCUCGCCCCACCACGCGCGCAUGUGACGUGUGCACAAAGGCCAUUGACGGGCCGGCGCAGUUCUGCCUCUGGUGCAAGCAGACGGUGCACGGCGUCUGCCGCAUGGCCCUCCCGCGCACGUGCAACCUCGGCAAGCACUCCCUCUCCAUCAUCCGGCCGUGCGACAUCUCCCGCAGCGUGACGCGCAUCGCAGAGGUGUCCCCGCUCGGGCAGUACGUGGUAUCGCCCCCACGGAGCGCCAACCCGCUGAUUGUGUUUGUGAACACGAAGAGCGGGAGCAACGACGGCGUGAGCAUCCUGCGCAUGAUGCGCUUCUUCCUCAACCCGGCGCAGGUGUUUGACCUCAGCCACGGCGGGCCCGCCGCAGGGCUGCGCAUGCUGCAGGACCGCCCGUCAUUCCGGGCACUCGGCUGCGGCGGCGACGGAACAAUCGGAUGGAUCCUCCAUGAGGCUGACAAGCUGAACAUCCGCAACUGCCAGCUGGCGGUGCUGCCACUGGGCACGGGCAACGACCUUGCACGCGUGCUUGGGUGGGGCGGCGCGUACAACAGCCCGCACCCGCGCGAUCUCUCAGACUACCUCGACGCCGUCGAGAAGUCAAAGGUCUCCAUCCUCGACAGGUGGAGCGUGCGCAUUGUGCCGCACGAGGUGCCGGACGUCGAGUCCGACGAAGCGGAGGUGGAAUCCGCGUCCACCAACGAAGACACCACGCCCACCCCUGCAGAGGCCGAGGCAACAACAUCGUCAUCAGCAACACAAGGUUCAGUGGCAAAGGACAGCGCUACUGCUGCUUCGAGUGCGAACAUCACUGUGACCGAAGAUGACGAUGGUGAUGACAAUGAUGAACGUGGGGAUGGGGAUGACGAAGGUGCAAAAGCCGAUGGCAAGCAGAGCACCGAUGCGUCAAAUCUCAGCCCAAACAGCUCACUUGGGUCCAGCCAGCAGCACCCGUCGUCCUCGGUCUCUCGGGGUUCACGCAGGUUCAUCCGGCCCCGCUUCUCAUCCGUCUCCGUGUUUCGUCGCGGCAAUUCGCAGGCGCGGUCGAAGCGGCAGCCGUUCAAGGAGGGCCAGCGCGCCGUCAAGCUCGGCUACCACAGGGCCGUUGCCCUCGGAGGCACGCUGCUUGAGGAGCUGCGGGCGCUGCUGUCCAGCGUCCCUGCCGACCGCGUCAGUCGGCGGUCCUCCGAGCUGGAGUUCAUGUCCCGCGAAACCAGCCAGCGCUCCUCCACCGCCACGCUCGUGUCCGGUGGCGAUUUCGCCCACCUUGCCAUCACCGUGGCCAGCCUGCACUCCGCCCUCGCACAGCUCGCGUCCACCGUCGCUCUCAGCGCAAGCUUUGCGCGCGACUCGUCAAGCCGGGCGCAGGAGGCGCUGGAACGCGCAGACGCCCUCGCCCAGACCAUCGACUACCACAAGCCAAUCUGGCCAACCGUGACGGCGGGGCAGAAGCGGCGAGUGCUUGAGCUCAUGUGUUCGGCAACGGAGCACAUCCUCGACACCCUCAGCGUCUUCAUCGCCGCACACGUCGGCAUGUCACUGGUGAAGCGGCAGCUCAAGUCGACCCAGGGCUCAGAGACGUCUGUGAUGAACAACUACUUUGGCAUCGGCCUCGACGCAAAGAUUGCGCUCGACUUUGAUCAGCUGCGCAAGCACCAUCCAGAGAAGUGCAGGUCGCGGCUGAAGAACAAGAUGUGGUACGGGGUGAUGGGUGCGCGUGAGAUGGCGGCGCCGUCCUGCAAGAAUCUCCAUCGUCGCAUCAAACUCGAGUGCGACGGCAAAGUCAUCAAGCUGCCAAAGCUGCAGGGCAUUGUCAUCUUGAACAUCAACUCCUACAUGGGUGGCGUGGAUCUGUGGGGCCGGCCAAGUUCAUCCAGCAGCCUCAACUCGCAGAGCUUUGAAGACAAGCACCUGGAGGUGAUCGCCGUCCGCGGAUCUUCAGAGAUGGCUGCAGCGAAGACGCUGCCCGGGUACAACCCACGGCGGCUGUGCCAGGCAAAGAGCAUCACCAUCAACAUCCAAGGGAACGAGCCCGUGCCCGUACAGGUGGACGGUGAGCCGUGGAUGCAGACGCCAGCCGUCAUCCACAUCACACACAAGAACAGCAUGCAGCUCCUCUCCCGCGACAAGGCGUUUCUGGAGCUGUACAAGGGCUGGACGGAUUCGACGAACCAACGCGACGACACGGAUGACAUGAUCACCACCUUCCAGCGUGCCGUCGAACGCGUGCUUGAGUGCGUGCGCGCGAAACCCGACGUGCCCGCGGAUGUGCUUGAGCUUGUGUCCACUGUUGACACUGUCAGGGAAUCGGCAAAUCUGGAUUCUGAUGGUUUUACGCCGUUCAAUGCCGUCGAAUACAUUGACGCUGUCGACAUCCUCAGCUCGCGCUUGCAUGAGGUGUAUGGGAUCCCCACGUUUGAGCCAGCCACCAUGCCUGCACUCGACACCAACAACGACGACGAUGACGACGAUGCUGACGAUGAUGACAACGAUGACGCUGCCUGUGGUGGCGAUGAGCGUGCUGGCGUCGCUGGCGCCCGGCCGCGCCUAGAUAUGGAGGGCGACGACGUGACUGCGCCGUGCCGGCUGACGGUGCUGGAUGCGCAGCUGCGGCUGCUCUCGUCGUACAUUGACGAGGAUCCGGCAUCCCGGACGCCUCCAAAGGGCUCCAAGCGCGGAUCCCGCGUGGCGUCACGACAGCCCACCACCCGCGCAGGCACCACACCCGCCACGACAACUGCCGCACCUGCGACCACAGGCAGCAACAGCAACGGUAACAGCAAUGGCGGCAGUGGUGUGAGCGUGCACAGCAGCACGAGUGCGCGUGACACCGAGCCGCCUUCGCGCGCAUCCGUGUACAGCACAACCUCUGUGGGCUCUGCCACGGAUGUGGCGGUGGCACGCGAUACAGGCAAUACCAUGCUCUCUGAUGUGGAGGAGGAGGAGCACGAGGACGAUGAUGAGACGACGGAGAAGACGCAGGGCGGCGGUGGAGAAAAAGAGCAGAUGGUGAAGACCGAACAGGGUGGUGGCAGUGAUGACACGACUGCUGCUCCUCCUGUCGAUGAGAAGGAUAAGAAGAACCUUGAGGUGCCAGGUGGAUUUCCUUAGGUUGAGCGCGCGUCUCAGAGUUUGUUCGUCGCCGUGCCGUGUCGUGAUAUGGCCGUGGCUCUUUGGCUCUUUGGUGGCUCUUUGGCUCUUUGGCUCUUUGGCUCUUUGGCUCUCUGUCUUUUGCGUGCGUGUUGUGUGUGUGCGUGUGUGUGUGUGUGUUUGAUGUUGCUGUGUUGGCUGAUUGAUGAUGCUACUGUUGUUGCGGACUGGUUUUCCUUCAUUCCUGCCUAGCCUCUUCUUUGUUGUUUGACUGCACUUGUUUCCUUCGCGUGUUGCAUAGCGAGAAUGAAGUGAAGAAACACACCG
Messenger RNA from Salpingoeca rosetta, 3935 nucleotides. RefSeq lists its product as uncharacterized. The transcript is spliced from 27 exons. Gene Ontology annotation, molecular function: ATP-dependent diacylglycerol kinase activity. The record is from RefSeq and is a predicted model, not a curated record. NCBI's taxonomy places the organism in Eukaryota, Choanoflagellata, Craspedida, Salpingoecidae. Bases 9 to 3629 code for a protein of 1206 amino acids. Gene Ontology annotation, biological process: diacylglycerol metabolic process; intracellular signal transduction; lipid phosphorylation.